Periconia digitata is the source of this 1704-nucleotide messenger RNA. Lineage: Eukaryota; Fungi; Ascomycota; Dothideomycetes; Pleosporales; Periconiaceae. The record is from the annotation of a GenBank genome assembly.
CCAGAACGAUUACCAUCUAAUCUUAGCUCCCUAUCACACCGUCCAGGAAAUUUCCCGCCUCUAAUGUCGUCUUCCAUCCUCUCUGCAUCUGCUAAGGGCGCCACUUUUCUCAUCGGCCUGCAGGUUGCAUCUCGAGCGCUGACGUUCGCGGUGAACCAAGUGGUCCUUCGCUACUUGUACCCAGAGAUCCUAGGUCUAUCGGCUCAACUCGAACUCUUUUCCAUUUCGGCUCUCUACUUUGCGCGCGAGAGUCUGCGCGUGGCCUUGCAACGCCAAGCUCAUGGAACGCAAGCUGUAAUCAACCUAUCCUACCUGGCUGUCUUUUUCGGUGUCCCCUUGAUCUACGGUCUCGCUAUCUUGUGUAUGCGUUCGGAAACGCUCCAAGUGCCAUAUUUUGUUGAUGCUUUGAGUAUCUACUGCUUGGCCACCUUUCUAGAACUCCUAUCCGAACCAGCAUUUUCGGCCGUGCAGCAGAAGUUAUUGUAUAAAAUACGUGCCUAUGCUGAAGGAGCGGCCACCCUUUCAAGAUGUUUCGGGACAUGUGGAAGCGUGUUUCUGGCUUCGUACUUUGGGCUUGAUGUUGGGGUAUUGCCUUUCGCAGUAGGACAAUUGAUCUACGCCCUCGCUCUUUUGACUGUGUACACCUGGAAGACUUGGCCUGUGGCGAGGCAAGAUGGAUUUUCCUUACUACCGAAACAGAUACCGUCGACCAAAGAGGCGCCAGUGAUUCUCGAUCACUUUUCCUUGCCUUUGCUACGUCUUACAGGGUCUUUGACCCUGCAAUCCUCGUUCAAGUAUAUCUUAACGCAGGGUGACUCUCUCCUUAUUACGUCCCUGGCAUCUCUCGCAGACCAGGGAGCGUAUGCUCUAGCAUCUAACUAUGGUGGACUCGUAGCCCGCAUGCUCUUCCAACCCAUUGAAGAAAGCAGUCGAAACCUUUUUGCCAAACUCUGUGCCGACAUACCUCCUCUCUCGUCCACAUCAUCUGAAACCCACGAGGACAAAGAAGCUCGAACAUCAUCUCUUCACCAGGCACGCAACGUCCUCGCUACAACACUACAUCUCUAUGCUCUGUUAUCAGUAUUCGCACUUACCUUGGGUCCCUCUCUUUCUCCACUCCUUCUCUCUAUCGUAGCCGGCUCCCGCUGGUCAUCGACCGAAGCGUCGAGCGUACUCUCGACCUACUGCUACUACAUACCAUUCCUCGCCAUUAACGGCGUGACCGAGGCUUUCGUCGCCGCUGUGGCCACUAGCACGCAGCUCUACACACAAUCGCUUUCCAUGGGCAUCUUCUUUGCGCUGUUCGCGGGUAGUGCGUGGUUCUUUAUUGCUCAGCUGGGGUGGGGAGGUAGCGGAGUUGUCGCUGCCAACACAGUGAACAUGGGCCUAAGGAUCGUGUGGAAUUUAUGGUUUAUCAAAGGGUGGUUCGGAGAGAGGGCAAUGAAAUGGCAGCUUACAGACACGUUCCCGACUAUCACGACCGUGGCAGUUGCACCGCUUGUGCCGUACCUUAUUCAGAUCAAACCAGGUAUGGUCUAUCUGGAGAGAUUCGGAGUGUUGGGAGAGUUGAUUAGUGCAGGGUUAGUUGCCGCGCCUUUUGUUGUAUAUGUACUUUUCUGCGAAAGGGGAUUCUUGGGUGAGUGCUAUCACUUGCUGAGGCCGGCGUCUUCGAGACCCUCGAACCCUGAGGGAAAGACGGAAUAG